AUGGACCUGACAGCCGACGGCGGCCCCGACGGCGGCGUCACGUCCUCAGCCGCAUGGGCCUCAUGCUCGCUGCUGCUGCUUGGGCUACUCCGCUCGCUGCUAUUGCACACGACGCGAGACUUCUCGGUGUUGGCUCAGCUGUUGCUGCUGCAAUGGGCGCUGCACGUGGCCACUACCCGCAACUCAAGACGCGUACGCCACUUCUUAUUCGACCCCCAACGCGCAACUUUAGACGCCGCACGCCGAGUCGCCAGUCUCUACGUGACAUUGCAGGCACUACGCCACUUUGGACUGCUCUUUGCCUUCCUAUUGCAACAUUUGGACGUGUUAUUGCUGCAACUCAAGCGAUGGCACGGCACUGGAGACAGGAACAGCGCGCUAUUACUACUCUUGGGCCACGUUCUGGUGGCAGGCGUCAAUGCGGAUGAAUAUGGGGCACUACUGUAUACUGUACUGCUGCUGGGGGCGGCGUUGGGGCUGCAACUAGCUGCUCAAUCGUCCACACUUCGAGGUAUUGCGACAGACAGUGACGCAUCGUCGCUAUCCAUUGCUGUGGCCACAGUAAUCGCUGCCAUAUUGGCCUUCCUGACGCCCAAGAGUGUAGUUCACGCUCAGCAGAUUGCCAACGAUCGAGCGAGUGCUGACGGAGGCGUGAUGAACGUGUCCACGUGGAUAUUUUCCCUGGUUGCUGCAGCUUUGAUUCGGUUUGCAGCUGGUCACUUUGAGAGAAAGGUUAACUCAUUAUCAUCGGCCAGUCAAGUGAAGGCGCAGCUGGUGUGUUCGUCAACGGGGAUGAUGUUGGCAAUUAUCGUUGCAAUCUCGGAGUUUGGCUGGUUCCGUGGCUUUUUAAGUGCCGCGACUUGUGGUUUUAUCCUGUACGUUCUGGUGGAUCGAUGGCGACGUGUUGAUAAUUCUUUUCGGGGCGGCGAGACGUAUCUGGACACGUACAGAUCUAGUAGGAAGUAUGGAUCUAUUGAGGGUGGAUUGAUCGCGCAUGUGCUUGCAGUGCUGUGGGCUAAGCGUGCCUCGCGUCAGAUGCUCAUCUUUCUAUCGGUUAAUGUUGCCUUCAUGUUCGUGGAGCUGGCAGUUGGUCUGUACACGAACUCUCUGGGACUCAUGGGCGAUGCAGGGCACAUGCUAUUCGAUAAUGGGGCGCUCGUGAUUGGUCUUGUGGCCUCCUACAUUGGACAAUUACCACCUGAUGCACAAUUCACUUAUGGAUAUGGUCGCGUAGAAGUUCUAUCGGGCUUUUUGAACUCACUGUUGCUACUUGUGGUGUCGUUCCACUUGAUCACUGAAGCUGCGUCGAGAUUUAUGGAUCCACCUGAGGUCACAACGGACCAUUUGCUGCUUACGUCAAUCGCUGGACUAAUUGUGAACCUCGUGGGACUAUUUUUCUUCCAUGACCAUGUACAUGGCCACAGUCACAGCCAUGGAAGCGACUCAGGAGGUUGUGGUGGUGGCCACGGACAUAGUCACGGGAAUAGCCACCACCAGGCGCAUGGUGAAGACGCCUCGGAAGACGGUCAUCACGGUGGGAACAGUAACAUGUAUGGGGUGUAUCUGCACGUACUGGCCGAUACUCUGGGCAGCGUGGGCGUGAUUAUUUCGUCCAUACUGAUUCACUUGUACGAGUGGCACGUGGCGGACUCGGCGUCUUCUGCACUCAUCUCACUACUGAUUUUGGGUAGCACUCUUCCUUUACUGCGUGAUACUGCUCGACAACUGCUGCAGGGAGCUCCACAAGAGCUAGAAAAUAGUGUGAAUGCGGCGCUACAAGAAGUCGAAGCCUCCGUCCCAGGUGUGGAGCGUAUUGCGCAGUGGAAUAUCUGGCAUCACGCAGGAGACAUGCGCGUCGCGACGUUACAUCUUGAGGUUGCCAACUCAGCAGAUGAGCAGCGAGUACUGCAGCAGACCCGAAUAAUUUUCCGACGUCAUGCUCAACUCGACAAGUUCCUGUCUGUACAGAUUUCAAAGCCUCAAGUGAUUGCCACAAUGGGACUGGAAGGUUUGGGCGCUGAGCAGGCCACGGUCAUGAACGGAUGCAGCGCUGGUCACAGUCACAGCGAUGGUCAUGGUCAUGGUCAUGGUCAUGGCCACAGUCACGGUCAUAGCCAUGGGAUGGAGCCUCUGUUGGACACCCAUACAUCGUUUUCAUUACAGCCGCAACGCUCACACAACUAUCUGCAACAGCCUACGAUGAGCACACACGAGAACCCAGUGAGUGACGACUCCAGAUACGCCACUUCGCCACAACUUCCACUAAAACCCCAGCAUGAUCACAAUCACGAACAUGGACUUCACUUCCAUCCAGCGUCCACGUCAAAUGCUUUUCCGCGCAACACUACAGACUUCUCAGGAGCUCAGCGUUGGUAG
Molecule: messenger RNA, 2376 nt
Organism: Phytophthora nicotianae INRA-310
Lineage: Eukaryota; Oomycota; Peronosporomycetes; Peronosporales; Peronosporaceae
Exons: 1
Coding region: 1-2376 (791 amino acids)
Biological process (GO): transmembrane transport; zinc ion transport; intracellular zinc ion homeostasis
Cellular component (GO): Golgi apparatus; membrane
Molecular function (GO): zinc ion transmembrane transporter activity
Source: RefSeq, a predicted model, not a curated record